GGGGUGACCAGGCUGCUCCUCACCCACCCACCCACCCAGCUUUGUACUCUGUUUCCUCUCUGCUCUCUCUUCCAGGUGCACCUGUAGCCUCAAGUCAUGUCUUGCAACACCCAGUGCCGUCCCUGCCAGCCCUGUGGCCCCACCCCGCUGGCCAACAGCUGCAAUGAGUGCUGUGUCAGGCAGUGCCAGAACUCCACUGUUGUCAUUGAGCCGCCUGCUGUGGUGGUGACCCUGCCUGGGCCCAUCCUCAGCUCCUACCCACAGAACACCGUGGUGGGAUCCUCCACGUCUGCUGCUGUUGGCAACAUCCUCAGCUCUGAGGGAGUGCCCAUCAACUCUGGGGGCUUUGACCUCUCCUGCAUCACUAGACGCUACGGUGGCAACAGAUGUCGUCCCUGCUAAAGGUGCUGAGAAAGCCUCAACAAGACAUCUUGAGGAGCUCAGAACGCAGUGUUGGGCAGAGGAUCUAGGUUUUGAGUGCUGUUUGCACGAUAGCGAACCAAAUUUGCCUUUCUCUCCCUUUUCAUUGUUUGCAUUGAUUCCUUGGUGCUUCUACGUUCCCCAAAGACCAGCUUGAUAGGGACCCUUUGGUUUCUCCCCUUUGUGGGACAGGUAGACCAAUAUUAUGCAGGAUCUAUUCG
This is a messenger RNA of Taeniopygia guttata (zebra finch), 641 nucleotides long. NCBI's taxonomy places the organism in Eukaryota, Metazoa, Chordata, Aves, Passeriformes, Estrildidae. The record is from RefSeq and is a predicted model, not a curated record.